AUGAAGCGUGAGUUCAACCAAGAUUAUCUGACGUCGAAGGCCCUUGUCGAAGGUGAAUCGUGGAUAGUCCAGGAUGAUCUCGAGAAACAGCGCCUGGAAGUAGUGUCUAAGAUUUGCGAGCAGUUGGUGAAGCCGCCGAAAGACGCUGACACUCGAGUUCGCAGUGGAUAUCCCAUACAAGACUCUGGUAAAGAAGAUGGUGAUUCAGGAGGCACGGUCUUGGCCCUGCGUGCGCCCCUCUACCUUCUGCCGCCCGAGUCAUGGCAGUACUCACGAGAUCGCGAGCUCAAGAAUUCCACCCAUGGGACCGCUAGAGUUUCAGGCAAACGCUGGAGACGGAUCAAGGUUCAUCAAGAGAAAGACGAGUAUCUAGCAGAGAUAAGGGCAUUCCUGAAUGACGACCUGGAUAGAUUAUCAUCCACGCGCUUGAAGAAGAUCAGUAGGGUUGCAAAUCCUUUCGUUUUGGAUGACCGAGGAUGGUUGUACAGACUUCCACACUCUAUUCGUGGAAAACCGCGAGACACCGUGGAUAAUUUGAGACUGGUAGUCCCGAGUUCACUCCGGGAAGACAUGUUGCAUCACGCACAUGAAGCUUUCCAAGGUGGCCGUCAAGGGAUCACUCGGACGCAUGGGAAGUUACGUACCGAAUUCUACUGGCCUGGCAUUUAUGCGGACGUCCAACGUUUUGUGAAAAAAUGCAUGGAUUGCGCUAGUGGAAAAGGGGUGCCCCCGAAUGCUGGACCUUCGCCAGGAAACAUUGAACCACGGUAUCCUAUCGAAGCAGUAUCUAUGGAUUUCGUGACUCAUAUGCCUGAGUCAGCUAGAGGGAAUACGUUCGUCUUGUUGUUUCAGGACAUGUUUUCAGGUUACGUGAUGUAUGUCGUUGGGGCCUAUGAAGAACAAGUGUUCCAGAGAUUCGGGGUGUCUUUCAUGAUACGACACGACCAGGAUCCGCGGUUCAUGAGUGAAGUGUUCACUAGGUUCCGAGAACGCUUAGGUAGCCGACAACGUGCUACACUCGGAUAUCGUCCACAAGCGAAUAGGCAACAGGAAAGAUCCGUACAAACAGUCAUUCGGAGUGUUCGGUCAUAUGUCGCAGAGAUAGAUCAAUCCGACUGGGAUGACGACGCUGAGCGACUGAUGUUCGCCCUGAAUGUCUCGUUCGACGAGGCCAGACUGGACACUCCUUUUUAUUUGGUUCAUGGUUGGGAUGCCCGAAGAACGGUCUCGGCAAUGUUAGGACCGAAACCUUCGAGCAUUCCUGAGCGUAGCGCCUAUGAGUGGCGAUGGAAACUACAGCGUGGAUACAACUACGCACUUGCUUGCGCUGAGGAUCUCCAGAAGAAGGCUAAGAAGAUGUGCUCGGACAAACAAACCCGUAAGUGGCUGGGACUCUCAGAGAGGGUCAAAGUCGGUUUUGAGAAGGGUAACUUCGUUUGGCAGUAUAUCUCGAAAGUUCACACUGGAUUGAGCCAGAAGUUGGCACACAUGUGGCACGGGCCAUUCAGGAUCGAUGAAAUUCGGGAUGACUUCCGUGUGAAGCUGAAAAUGAAAGAUACAGGGUAUCGUGUUAACCCUUGGGUACACAUUAGCCGACUCAAGCCAAGAGUAGUCUUCCCAAAAAUAUCAACAGUCGAGGUUGAUGUCGCAGAUGAUGAUGUUUCGAUGCGGCGCUGUUGCCUGAAGACAGUUGGGAGCCUGACAGCUCAAAUGAUGUGUUGGAAGUGGAGUCAAUUCAGGACGUACGAUGGGAGAAACACACCCGAACUGCGAGACGAUCCCGAUAAUACCUCGUCUAAUGGAAGUGGUAUGAUGACCCAGAGUGGAUUCCGGUGA
Messenger RNA from Phytophthora megakarya, 1836 nucleotides. NCBI's taxonomy places the organism in Eukaryota, Oomycota, Peronosporomycetes, Peronosporales, Peronosporaceae. The record is from the annotation of a GenBank genome assembly.